AUGCCUGUUCUCUCCUUUGCAGAUAUCUGUGAGGCUUUAAAUGUGACUGUCUCGCCAGGACCAACAGUGCGAUACGCUGAAGGAGACAAUGCUACCCUUUACUGCCACAUUUCUCAGAAGAGAAAGACAGACAAUUUGCUGGCUGUGCGGUGGGUCUUCGCUGUAUCACCUACCCAGGAGUACCUGAUGAUUAAAAUGACUAAAUUUGGGUCCGUCCAGUAUUAUGGAAAUUACACUCACCAUUUUCACAAGCAAAGACUUCGCCUUCUUAAAGAAAAACAUGGAACAAUGUACAAAUUUCUUAUUUUAAGCCUUCAGCCAACAGAUCAAGGACAUUACAUAUGCAAAGUGCAGGAAAUUGGAAAGCACAGGAAUAAGUGGACAGCAUGGUCAAAUGGCACAGCAGCUACUGAAAUAAAAG
Messenger RNA from Tinamus guttatus (white-throated tinamou), 421 nucleotides. The record is from RefSeq and is a predicted model, not a curated record. Lineage: Eukaryota; Metazoa; Chordata; Aves; Tinamiformes; Tinamidae.